Talaromyces atroroseus is the source of this 1263-nucleotide messenger RNA. RefSeq lists its product as hypothetical. Lineage: Eukaryota; Fungi; Ascomycota; Eurotiomycetes; Eurotiales; Trichocomaceae. The transcript has 2 exons. The record is from RefSeq and is a predicted model, not a curated record. Bases 1 to 1263 code for a protein of 420 amino acids.
AUGAGCGCCGCCGAGGUCUCAAUUGUCACUGCCGCUGUGGCAACCCCUGAAGACAACGCGAGAGGAAAUACGGGAUCACGAGGUAGAGGAAGACGGGGACGGGGGCAUCACCGUGGUCGAGGACGAGGAGGACAUAACCGGAGUCAAGGCCGAGAUGGAAUAGAAGAAGCACCGGCUCCCAUACUGCCCGAUGCAACUGGGAUACAGAACCUCGCACAAUCCUCGACACAACAAACACCCAGUGGACAACCCCAACGACGAGCCCAAUCAAACAGGCAUCCAAAGCAGACACAGGACACCGCCCGCGGAGGGCACACUCACCAAGGCAGGCGUGGCAACCGCUCAUCUCGGGUGAGGGCGAACAGGACAGCUAAUAACAAUGGACAUGAUCGAAUUUCCCCUCAAGUUGGGGGCAGGUCAUUCGGAGGUCGGCUGACAAGAAAUGACGAGGACGCGAUAGAAAACCCAUCACCGUCGCUUGCCACGACUCAUGAUGAUCCUUUACAUGCCGAUGCCCCUGAAUUUGUGCCAGGACAAUCGCCCUCUCACGGACUCGACUCCAAGACUGGCUCGCAGCUCGUCAAAAAACAAGCCCGCAAACCUCCUGCGAAGAUAACGACAAAAUCGACGGCGCCGGAUUUAGCCACUCGUACGCACGAAGAUAUUGCCAAUGCUGUAUCAAGAAGUGGUCGAAGAACGAAGGAUCGGCUUUUCAGCAGCGUCAAGCAGAAAAUGGCACAGAAGCUCAGCGACAGUGGCGCUGUCCUGGAUGCAAUCUGCCACAGGAUAUUCUUCCAACAACAUACUCAUGUUGGUGUGAAAAGGAGAUUGACCCUCGUCCUCUACCUGGAAUACCUCCCCACUCGUGCGGACAAACUUGCUCUCGUGCUCGCAAGGGCUGCCCCCAUCCUUGCGAUUCAACCUGCCACGCAGGUCCUUGUUUACCCUGUACCGCUAUGGGACCCACACAGGACUGUUUUUGCGGAAAGAACUCAACAACAAAGAGGUGUGUCGACACUGAUUACACACAUGGCUGGAGCUGCGGGCAAAUAUGCGGUGAUUUACUGCCUUGUGGGAAGCACACUUGUCCCCUUCCAUGUCAUGAAGGGCUCUGCGGUUCAUGCGAAGAGAAAGUCGAUGCUCGUUGUUACUGUGGGAAAGCCCAAAAUGAGAUUCUAUGCAGUGCUACUGAAGAGGAAAUUACGAGUGAAUUAUAUGACACAGCGUCUCCAGACACUCCCAGCCACCCAGAGACAUGGAUAG